GCGCACUCUCUGCGCAGCUUUCACAGCUGACGGGACGCGUUUUUGUCGCCCUCUCUGUAAGCCGGUUUCUGCGCGUGUUUCUUAGUGCAAUAUUACACAUAAAUCACCAAUAAACGACUACCGCAAGUGGCCCUAAUUAUCAAUAAUUGUAGCACAAACUACAAGUGAUUUACAACAGUUCUAAAUCAUCAAAAAUAUUCGUAUUACCACGGCGAUAAGAGGCCGAAAUUUCGCGUGUGCCUGUGCGUUUUGUGGAGAAAGCUUUCCUGUAUUUUGUUUAUACGAAGCUUUCGUUUGGCAAAGAAAAAGCGUGCAGCAGCAGAAGCCCCUCAUUAGUGAGCAGAUACAGCACACUCUCACCGCGUGAGGCAAGUGGCAAGAGAGAUAGAGAGAGAGAGGCACAUCACAUCGUUAUGGACUCACCUACACCGCCAAUUGUCAUCGAGGAUUCAAACGGUUCAGCAAUGGAUGCCUGUUUCACGGCAUUCGACAAGGACGGAGAUGACCGCCUGAAUCUCGCUGAAUUUUCGGUAAUCUGCCGCGCGCUGUUCCGCAACGACAAGGGACACAUCUACGAUGUGCCGCCGGAGCGCCUCGAGCAGAUAUUCGCCGUAUUUGAUACGAAUGCGGACGGGCAUAUCGAUAGGGAGGAGUUUAAAUUCUGUUGGAAUCAAUGGAUAAAGACGAUUGUGCGACCGGUGAACGCGUUCCUCAUUGUUGAUGUACAAAAUGAUUUUAUAAGUGGUUCCUUGGAUAUAAGUAAUUGCAGCGCACAGCAGCAAGGACAUGAGAUACUGGAGCCCAUUAACAAACUCUUGGAUACGGUGGACUUUGAUGCCGUUUUCUAUUCAUUGGACUGGCAUCCCAGCGAUCAUGUUUCAUUUAUUGAUAAUGUCAAAAUGCGGGCCAUGGACGAGUCCUCGGCGCUCGAUGCCGAUUCCGCCCAGGUUUUCGAUACGGUCAUCUUUGCCGGUCCGCCGCCCAUGAAGCAACGCCUCUGGCCACGCCACUGCGUCCAGGACUCGUGGGGCGCCGAGCUGCACAAGGACCUCAAGGUGGUCGAUCACGGCAUCAAGGUGUACAAGGGCACCAACCCGGAGGUGGACUCGUACUCUGUUUUCUGGGACAACAAGAAGCUGUCGGACACCACGCUGAAUGCCCAGCUAAAGAUGAAGGGCGCCACCGACAUCUAUGUGUGCGGCCUCGCCUACGACGUGUGCGUGGGCGCCACCGCUGUGGACGCUCUCUCGGCGGGCUAUCGCACCAUAUUGAUAGACGAUUGCUGUCGGGGCACCGAUUUCCAUGACAUCGAGCACACCAAGGAGAAGGUCGUCACCAGCGAUGGGGUCAUUGUGCACACAGCUGAUGUCAAGGCCAUGGCUGAGGGUCGUGAUCGUCGUCCCGAAUUGGGCUACAAGCUGGCCAUGGAGCUGAAAAGUCCCGAUUCGGUGCUGUCGCAACGCAAUGGCUUCAGACCCACUUACUAAACCCUUGGUUGGAGGUUAAGGAAUUGAGCAACACGCUUAUGGCUUAUGGCUUAAAAGACAACAAAAGUUUAAAUGGCUUUCAAUGUAGUUUAAAGUUUAGAGCGUUUCCGUAUAGAAUCUAGAAUGUAGAAGAAAAAACAAAAGAAAA
Drosophila pseudoobscura is the source of this 1635-nucleotide messenger RNA. It is a transcript of the gene Naam, whose product is annotated as Nicotinamide amidase. The coding region runs from base 414 to 1487 and encodes 357 amino acids. The record is from RefSeq and is a predicted model, not a curated record. The transcript has 7 exons. NCBI's taxonomy places the organism in Eukaryota, Metazoa, Arthropoda, Insecta, Diptera, Drosophilidae. Gene Ontology annotation, molecular function: calcium ion binding.